AUGGGCUGCGCACAGUCUGCUGAGGAGAGGGCUGCAGCCGCUAGAAGUCGUCUCAUCGAACGGAACCUGAAAGAGGAUGGAAUUCAGGCCGCCAAGGAUAUCAAACUCCUUUUACUCGGUGCUGGUGAAUCCGGAAAAAGUACAAUUGUAAAACAAAUGAAAAUUAUCCACGAAAGCGGAUUCACAUCAGAAGACUUUAAACAAUAUCGGCCGGUCGUGUACAGUAACACAAUACAAUCCUUAGUUGCAAUUCUUAGAGCUAUGCCAAACCUCAGUAUUCAGUAUAGCAAUAAUGAGAGAGAGAGUGACGCAAAAAUGGUGUUUGAUGUAUGUCAACGGAUGCACGAUACAGAACCUUUUUCAGAGGAAUUAUUAGCAGCUAUGAAAAGACUGUGGCAGGAUGCUGGUGUGCAAGAAUGUUUUUCGCGCAGCAACGAAUACCAACUUAAUGAUUCAGCUAAAUAUUUCCUAGACGACCUGGAUCGAUUAGGGGCGAAGGACUAUCAACCAACCGAACAAGACAUUCUGCGAACCCGAGUAAAAACGACCGGUAUUGUUGAAGUUCACUUUUCGUUUAAAAACCUUAACUUCAAAUUAUUCGAUGUUGGAGGGCAAAGAUCGGAACGUAAAAAAUGGAUCCAUUGCUUCGAAGAUGUUACAGCGAUUAUAUUUUGUGUAGCUAUGUCCGAAUAUGAUCAAGUAUUACAUGAAGAUGAAACAACAAAUCGAAUGCAAGAAUCUCUAAAAUUAUUCGACUCAAUCUGUAAUAAUAAAUGGUUCACCGACACAUCGAUUAUUUUAUUUUUAAAUAAAAAGGAUCUUUUCGAGGAAAAAAUUCGUAAGAGUCCAUUGACAAUCUGUUUUCCCGAAUACACAGGUGGACAAGAAUAUGGUGAAGCAGCUGCCUACAUUCAAGCUCAAUUCGAAGCGAAAAACAAAUCAACGUCGAAAGAAAUUUACUGCCACAUGACGUGUGCUACUGAUACGACCAAUAUUCAAUUUGUGUUCGAUGCUGUGACCGAUGUCAUAAUCGCUAACAAUUUAAGAGGAUGUGGUCUUUAUUAAGUUUUAAAGAAAAGUAUAAUAAUAAUAACGAUAAUGAUAAUAUUAUAUAACAUACACACAAAACGGAAACGACACAACAAAAUACCAAAAAAUAAUAAUGCCAUAGUUAAUGUUAAUUUACUCUUUAUUAUUUUUUUUUAUAGAGUAAAACAUGAGAAAUUAUAAUCCUUUUUUUUUUAUUUUAAAUUUUAAUUGAUUGAUGCGCUGUUCAAUGUUUUUUUUAAUAUUUUGUUCAACAAGAAAGGAAGAACACAACAAACACAAUUUUCUAAAGAGAAUUACUACGAAAAACAAUUUUUUUUGUAAUAGUAUCGUAUUACUGAAAGUUGCUAUUUAUUUUUAUUGCGUGUAUACCAAAAAAGGAAAAGAAAUGUGUAACUCAUUGUGUAUUUUUUAAGUUAUUUGUUAUUGAAAAGGUGAUAAUUUUCUAGCUUCAUUUUACGUAUUAUAUUUAUUUGAUUUUCUAUCUCUUAUCAAUCUUUCUCUCUCUCUCUCUCGAUAUAUAUCACGUUAAUAUACUGAAUGAAGUGAAAACUAAAGCAUAACAAACAUAUUUGCCUAAAAAUCAAAAGCAUAUGCUAAAAAUGCGUUUACGAAACAUUCCCAUGAUGUAAACAGGAGAUACAUUUAUAUUUAAAAUGCACAAGAAUUUGAUGGAAUUUUUGUAUUGAUGCUAACCGGACAAUUGGAAUGAUUUGAUACUUUUUUUCUACAUUCGAUGAGGAAAACUUAAAUAUAAAUGAUAAUUUCUUUAAACAAUUUAUCACAAGCAAGCAAAGUGCCAUUGUCUGAAAACUGGAACUAUUUUACUAUAUUACGAUAUGUUUCCUUUUUUAAAUAUUUUAAGUGAAUUCACACUUCAAUCGUAAAGUUCUCUAAUGCAAGAAUAUUUUAUAGUUGAUAAAUAUUAUUGCUAUCGCUACUACCAAAAAGUUGUCACCGUAAUGUCUCGCACAAAACAAAGUUUUAUUUUAUUAAAUGCUUUAUACAAAGUGUAUAGAUUUAUGUUGUUGGUUUGUUUUAUUUUCUAUUAUAUUUCGAUAUUUUGAUAUGCAUUUAAGUCUGAUAUGAAUGUAAUAACUUUGAAGUUGAUAAUAUGUUUACUAUCGCUGAUUUGUUUUAGAUAAUUAUUAAAUACGAAUGACAGAUACGUAGAGUGAAUAUCGCUUUUAUAUUUAUUGAGAAGAAGCCAGUGUGUCCUGCAUUUUUUGAACUAGAGAAAAGGGCUCUCAUUCCAAACAUUUAAUCAUAAAUUCGCCGAUUGAUUGAAAUGAAAUGCAGUUGAAUGGGUUGAAUAUCGUUUUUUUUCUAUUAAUUGAUGGGUUCUAUUUUACCCUGGAUAAUAGUGGAUGACCACUAGAAGAUUCAUUUUAUAGAUUCUUUCAUAAUAAAAGGUGCAACAUGUUUGGCAUUUGAUUGUCUUAACAGCCAAUGCUCUCAAAAGGCGAAAAAUUUGAUGGCGUUCGUUUUAUAUUUCUGUUUGUACUGAUUUAGCCCAAUAAUGCUGAGUUUGUACGCUCAACCAUGCACAAAACAAAAACGCAGUGAUCAAAGAAACGAAGCACAAAACAUUUCCAGUUAAGGAUUUAGGUUUCUACAUAGUUUGUAAUCAUUCAUUGAUGAAGCACAAUAAUUUUAUGUCUUCAAAGUGUUGAAAAUACAGAAAUUAAAAAUAUACGAAGGAUGAUGGAAGCGCUUUGUUAUCCAGAGUUUUGUUUAUUUCACUCAAAAUACAAAAAUGUGAACUAAGUUAUCCGAAAACCCCUAGACGUGUCUCAUUUAUUCUUGGAGUGAAAUUUUGUUUUAGAUGAAGAACUGACUACAGAUAUUUAUCCGUGAUCAGUUGAUUCUCUCUGCCAUAAGAGAGGAUUUUUCUCCUCCGUUUUACUGGCUGAGAUACGGAUAAAUAGUCGAAAGACACGUAUCUAGUAUGCUCUGGAAAACGAGGUGUAUCUUUUAACAUAGAGAUAAUUUCUGAAAGUUAUGCUUGGUAUAGGUAGGCGGUUUGGAAUCUCAUUUUCGUUGAACAUGACAGUCAACCAUCAGUUUCACUUUCCAUCAGAUAAGUCCCAGUUUCAAGACGUAAAUUGCACAUUUAAAUAGAAUAAACGUUAGGUUGCUCGAUACAAUGUAGAGGAGUGAAACGUUUUCAUUCGACAGUUGUUCAUUACAAAGUCAUGUAAAUUAGAUAACAAAGAAAGAAUUGUAUUUGAAUAUUUUCUUUGUAGAAUACACCAAAACAAGGAUUUAUAAAUCUAUCGUCAAAAUUUAAAUCUCAUUUUAGUACGCUUAUAGCACGAUUUAAAAAAAUGUAUAAAAAGUAUAUAAAACACUGCCAAGUAUUAAUAUGUAAGAAAGUUUAAAAAAUGUAAACAAAAUGAUGUAUCACGAAAGAAAAAACAUCUUAUAGAUUUCUCUUCGCUAAAAUACAGAAGAAUACGUGUAAACAAGGACAUUUUUUGUAUAUUUCUAAUUGUUUUCCCAGAAUCCGUACGAAUUCAACUCCAACCAAACAACUCUUAACGGGCAAAAUCUCUAUCGACAAAGUUUAUGUCUCUGCUCUAUAAAUAAGCUAAAAGCGAUACACAUAGAACAAACUUUCGGAGAACGCGCUUUCAGUAUAUUGUAGUGUAGUUUUGUUAGUUUUUUGAUGGUUUUUCUUGAUUGCGGCAUUCAGAAACUAAGUCUUUAGUUAAUUUCUCAAAUAAAGCCACACCUUAUUGGAUAAACUACCGACUAGUUCACAUAAACAGGGCCGUUUCGCGAUAAAACAGAAGUAAAUAAAAAAGUACUGUAUUGAAUUAUAUGAAAAUAAAACAAAAUUAGUGAUUAAGAUAUAAAGAAAUUACAUAAAACCUUUAAAAAAUAUUAAGUAAAAAUCUGUGAGACCAAAGAAAUUUCUAAAUACAAGAAAAUACAAAAGAUAAAACUCAAAUCUAUUUCUAGAUGAAGAAAAAUAGUUCUUGUAUCAUUUGAGGCAUCAAAGUAAACACUUUAAUAGCAUUAUUCGAAUACAAACAAGUUAAUAGUUUUAUUUCUAUACAAAGGAGAAAAUUACAAAAAUUAAUGCACAUACAAUUAAAAUACCAUGUUUGUAUCAGCAGCAACAAAAGCAGUUUCCUUAUAGUUACAGCAAACAACCAGAAAUGUUUAUAUUACAUAUAUUUUAAUAAGUCUCUACGGAACGUGAAUAAAGUAAAAAGUAGAUUCGGAGAAAUAAUGUAAGAGAUUACAUUCAAAACUGUUCAAAACAAAAACAAAAAUAAUGUAAUGUGAAACAAUAUUUACUAAAAGAAAUCAGAAAAAAAAUAUCCUUUUAUAUUUACUUGAUUACGUAAAACUUGUUAUAUAAAUAAAUAUAACACUGUGCGACAUGAAAGUAACCAAAUUUCGCAGCACUUGUAUAUUUUUAUCUUCCUUAUACCUUAAUUUUGCAUAAAGAUGCAACUGUGAGCUGAGUUUUCCGUAAUUCGUACAAAAUAAAAAAAAGAAUAAUGUAAUCGUCGCACACACUAAGCGAAAUAUUUUGCUUCUAAGUUGUAACAAAAUACCACACAUGCAUUUAAUUGAAAAUCAACAACAAGAGAAACCAAAAUAGAACAAAUUUCGAAAUUAAAAUAAAUAAAAAAAGAAAACACAAAACCUAGCUUCGGUUCUUUCGUAUUACAUUUAAGGGUUUUAAUAAGAACAAAGAAAAAAAAAACAAGUUGUAAUUAAAGAAAUGAACAUCAGCAAUAUGAGAUAGAAACAAAUAAA
Messenger RNA from Hermetia illucens (black soldier fly), 4821 nucleotides. RefSeq names its product G protein alpha o subunit (gene Galphao). The record is from RefSeq and is a predicted model, not a curated record. NCBI's taxonomy places the organism in Eukaryota, Metazoa, Arthropoda, Insecta, Diptera, Stratiomyidae. Gene Ontology annotation, molecular function: G protein-coupled receptor binding; G-protein beta/gamma-subunit complex binding; GTP binding. Bases 1 to 1065 code for a protein of 354 amino acids. The transcript has 8 exons. Gene Ontology annotation, biological process: adenylate cyclase-modulating G protein-coupled receptor signaling pathway. Gene Ontology annotation, cellular component: heterotrimeric G-protein complex.